Messenger RNA from Penicillium macrosclerotiorum, 978 nucleotides. RefSeq lists its product as uncharacterized. The record is from RefSeq and is a predicted model, not a curated record. Bases 1 to 978 code for a protein of 325 amino acids. Lineage: Eukaryota; Fungi; Ascomycota; Eurotiomycetes; Eurotiales; Aspergillaceae. The transcript has 3 exons.
AUGGCAGACAUACAGACUAUUCGCAUCGGCUAUGUGCCCGAGCACUAUCUGACUCCGCUUCAUCUCGCACUCCGUUCCCCAGCGGUGUCUUCCCUCCCGUACAAGAUCGCACUCACGCCAUUUCCAUCCGGUACAGGCCAUAUGAUCACAUCUUUGCGGAGCAAUGAGAUUGAUAUUGCCAUUGGAUUGAGCGAGGGCUGGGUGGCCGGUCUAACAGGCAAGACUCAGCCCCAGGACCCCGCCGAGGGAGGCUACAAAGUCAUCGGUCACUGGGUGGAUAAUCCCCUACGGUGGGCGAUUGUGACAGGCCGUAACCGGGCCAAUAUUACUGGCGUGCAGGACCUCAAAGACCAGCGGGUUGGUGUGAGCCGAUUAGGAAGUGGUUCUCAUAUCAUGUCCUUUGUUCUUGCACAACAGCAAGGCUGGAAGUCAGAUUCUUUGACCACUAUACCUCUUGGACCAUUCGGAGCUCUGCGGAAUGGAGUCACCGGCCAGGAUGAGAGAGAUGCGGCCCAAGAGCCCAAUCCCACUGCUGAAUUCUUCAUGUGGGAACACUUCACAACAAAACCAUACUUCCACCCAACAGCUGAGAUGCCAGAGCCACCGCUGAAGAAUAUCGGAGAGAUUUUCACACCCUGGCCGUCAUGGAUGAUUGUAGCAUCUACAGCUAUGUUCCCAAAUCCCCAAAACGACCAGCGCCUAGAGAAGCUGUUUGAAGCUCUGGACCAGGGAAUCAAGGAUUUCGAAUCCGAUACUGCGCAUGUCGUGAAGCUCUUAGGCACUGGUGAACUUGGCUGCAACUACAUCGAGGAGGAUGCAACCGAGUGGCUGAAGGAUGUUAAGUUCACCAGCAGUACCCGCGGAGUGGACCGUAAGGUAAUUGAAGGGGUGGUAGAUGUGCUCAAAAUAGCGGGUGUUAUUGACACGACCAUGACCAACGAAGAUGCUAUCCAGCGAGUGAUUGGCGUUCCACGGUAG